AUGAGAAGCUUUGUAGAUGAUACCACAGAGUUGUGCAUAAUUUACGAUAGGCAUCCAAGUAUCAAAAAGGCAGUUUCAAUUGUCUUCCCUUUAUCUCAUUAUGGUUGUUGCAUGAAGCACCUUGGGGAAAAUCUCCGAACCACCUUUCACAAUACGAAGGUCGUAUCUCAGUUUUAUAAAGCAGCAAAAUCGUACAAUAUAGAUGAGUUCAAUGACCAUUUCAAUCAAAUAAGAGAUACCGUGCCUAGGGCUUCCGAACAUCUUGAACGUGUUGGAUUCCACAGAUGGAGCGGUAUUCUUCCCGAAAUAGGUAUUCAUACAUUACUUUUUCCAACAAGUAACACAUAUGUUGGAGCAACUACCUCACUUGUUGCAACAGGAGAUUUGCAGAAAAAUUUCAUGAGAGGCGUAUGGAGUUCAUCGACUCACCAAACAUCUUUGUUCCUUCAGUUGAAAAAAAAAAUUUCAAAAUUUGUCAACUUGGGGAACAAGUUAUUAGCCCAUCAAAUUGCCAACUACAAGUUCAGCGUCAUCGGUCACGGUGCAGUUGCGACAAUCGAUCUGCAAAGUAGAUCUUGUACUUGUAGAGUUUUUGACCUGGACAAAAUACCUUGUCCACAUGCAAUGGCAGCGCUUCGUGUCCAAUAUGGUGACGACUUUGGAAGGCGAAUUUAUGACUACUCAUCUCCAUAUUAUAAGGUGGAGAAUUACAUAAUUGCAUAUUGUGAGGAAAUUUGUCCUGUGCCUUCUGAAGAAUCUUGGGAAGUUCCUUUGGAGAUUUUAGAGAGAGAAAUACCUCCUCCAUAUGUUGAUCCAAGCAAACCGGAAGAAGGCGGACAAAGAGGAGGCGUGGAAUCGGGGAAUCAUUUCCAACGAGGAAAAACAAAUGCUCCUUAUGCAAACAGCUGGCCACAAAAAAACAACAUGUCCAAGCCUAAAUGCUCCAUAGUUGUAAAUAGCAUUAUGCUUUAA
Molecule: messenger RNA, 972 nt
Organism: Lycium ferocissimum
Lineage: Eukaryota; Viridiplantae; Streptophyta; Magnoliopsida; Solanales; Solanaceae
Exons: 2
Coding region: 1-972 (323 amino acids)
Molecular function (GO): zinc ion binding
Source: RefSeq, a predicted model, not a curated record